Messenger RNA from Zymoseptoria tritici IPO323, 750 nucleotides. Its product is annotated as calcipressin. Gene Ontology annotation, molecular function: nucleic acid binding; calcium-dependent protein serine/threonine phosphatase regulator activity. Bases 1 to 750 code for a protein of 249 amino acids. NCBI's taxonomy places the organism in Eukaryota, Fungi, Ascomycota, Dothideomycetes, Mycosphaerellales, Mycosphaerellaceae. Gene Ontology annotation, biological process: calcium-mediated signaling. The record is from RefSeq and is a predicted model, not a curated record. The transcript has a single exon. Gene Ontology annotation, cellular component: cytoplasm; nucleus.
AUGUCUCCCGCGCUCAAGAGACGAUCUCACACCCUCAGUCUGGAUCUCUCAGACCUACCCCAACUCUCGCAACCUUCGCCGGCCUCAAACACUCUGAUCAUCACCAACCUCGCCGACGUUUCCAUAUUCACCGCCGCAAACCUCGAAUCCAUCCAACAAGCCAUCACCGCACACGCGCCCACACACUCCUUCUGCCCUCUGCGGUCGAUGCGCCGCAUCAUCGUCUCCUUCUACACCAUCGAAGACGCCGUUGCGGUCCGGCAACUCCUGGACGGCGAGACCGUGCUGGGAAACCGCGUGCGAGUCUACUUCGGCGCCAAUACCAAAGUCGACUUGACAGAAGAUCAACACCUGCAAGCUCCGAAGUCCCAGCGCCUCUUCUUCAUCUCCCCUCCUCCAUCGCCUCCCGUGGGCUGGACAAUGCGCAACGAAGAGCCCCCGAACAAGGAAGUCCACGCCGACGACCUCGCCUCUGCGCUCGCGAAACUCCACGCCCGACCCGCAGCAGAUGAUGCAUUGUACGAGAACAUGGACAGUGGAGCACAGACACAGCGCUCGCCGGUGAACAGACAACGAUCGGGUACAACUGGUUCGAUGGUGGUAUAUGAUCCCCAGGAACACGGCAAGUCGCCCGAUCUGCCGGCUAUUGCGGUGGAGGAUACGACGGAGAGUCCGUUGCCGUUGAGCCCGAUGGAGGGCGUAGAGAAGAAGUUUCCGCAUACCGCGAGACCGCCGGUGGAGCUGAUGUAG